AUGGCGAUCUUUGAGAGAUUCGGAGCUGGGUUGGCUCUUCUGUUGUUAUUCGGGGCGAUAUCGGCCUCCGACAACGUUAGGUUACCGUCGACGGCCGUGUGUCCAGUAGCUACCGUCAAAGAUUCAAUUUUGGCGACCCGGAAGGAUGAAUGCCCUGUUGAUUGGAUCGGAAAUUUGCAGGCUAAUGGAGUAAUUGAGGGAGAUGAGGCCUCAUUGCAGAGGGCACUGAACAUGGUUUAUGGGAAUAAACAUGAUUAUGUUGCUCUGCUUUUCUAUGCGUCCUGGUGUCCAUUCUCUGCAAGCUUUACACCGUCCUUUUCCAUCCUAGCUUCCUUGUUUCCCUCUGUCCCUCACUUUGCUAUUGAAGAAUCGGCUGUCAAGCCAAGCACUCUAUCAAAGUAUGGAGUUCACGGUUUUCCAACAGUAUUCCUGUUAAACUCCACCAUUCGAGUGCGAUAUCAUGGCUCCCGAUCACUUGAUUCUCUGGUGACUUUCUACAAUGAUGUUACUGGCAUUGAGACAGCACCGACAAGUGGGAUAUCUCUGGAUAAGAUGGGGUGCUUAUCAGAUCAAUGGAAAUCCAACAGCAGCGAUCCUGAAAGCUGCCCGUUUCCAUGGGCUAGAUCUCCUGAAAAUUUGCUUGGGCAAGAAACUUAUUUGGCUUUGGCCACCGCAUUUGUGCUUGUGCGGUUGCUUUAUCUCUUCUUCCCAUCUCUACGUAGAUAUGGUCAAUUAGCUUGGAGAAGGUAUAUCACGAAUAUGAGGCUGAGGAACUUGUGGGAACAUCCUCUGAUCUAUCUCAAUCGAGCGAAGCAGGUAUUUAAUUCCUUGAAGGAGCCAUGCAAGAGAAGUAAUCUGCAGGAAGGAGCUAUGAAUGCAAAGGCCUGGGCGUCAAAGUCUUUAGCUUCGGUUUCCUUUGGUGAUGGAAGCAGCAGCAGGGUUGUACCAAUUAGUUGA
Molecule: messenger RNA, 957 nt
Organism: Oldenlandia corymbosa var. corymbosa
Lineage: Eukaryota; Viridiplantae; Streptophyta; Magnoliopsida; Gentianales; Rubiaceae
Source: the annotation of a GenBank genome assembly